CUCCAUCCAAGCCAGCAUCAUCGACAUGAGCAUGAGAUUCCUCCUCUUCAUCCUUCUGCUCGCGGCCACAAGCACUGUUGGAGCGCCACGCAAAUGGGGAAAACCGUACAAAAAGGGGUACACGUUGUCAGACGACGGCGCGACCUGGCUAUUUCCUUCCUCGCAUUGUCAAAAUCAAAAUCAAAAUCAAAAUCAGCUCAUGCCGAGCUACCGAGAGAAUGAUGACAACGGCUUCGUGAUUGUCAACUGCGAUCGUCCCGGCCCCUCGCCUCCCAUUAAUUGCUGGUACCGCAGGGGCAAGCCUCGCCCUCAUUAUCUGCGUCCGCACCAUUUAAGCAUUUAUUGCACACCCACUCAAAAGAAGGGGAUAAUUGAGAUUCAGAACGAAUGCCCUCCGCAUUGCCACGAUGUUCUAUAUCUCUCUUAUCACGCCUAGCACGACUGGACCGGCUCCCGUCAGAAGGCUUCUUCUUGUACUUAUCGGUCUCUGGACCUCCUCCCUUCAACUCCUUCCUGUCGCGAUCUGACGAGAUUGGGGCCAUCUUCGGGCCUCAUACUCGUCCUCUCUUCCGUACACUAUUGCUCUGUUUCCUAUCCACUCAGUCGCGCG
Messenger RNA from Acaromyces ingoldii, 610 nucleotides. RefSeq lists its product as hypothetical. The record is from RefSeq and is a predicted model, not a curated record. The transcript is spliced from 2 exons. Bases 26 to 436 code for a protein of 136 amino acids. Lineage: Eukaryota; Fungi; Basidiomycota; Exobasidiomycetes; Exobasidiales; Cryptobasidiaceae.